This is a messenger RNA of Lingula anatina, 2104 nucleotides long. RefSeq names its product tectonic-like complex member MKS1. Gene Ontology annotation, biological process: cilium assembly. Gene Ontology annotation, cellular component: MKS complex. The record is from RefSeq and is a predicted model, not a curated record. Lineage: Eukaryota; Metazoa; Brachiopoda; Lingulata; Lingulida; Lingulidae.
UGUUUCACAAUGGUGGAUAUGUACGAUGCUGACACUGGAGCUGGCUAUUACAGAUCAAGAGAUCCCGUAAAAAACCUAAAAAUACGAGUUUGUGUAGAAAGAGUAACAUCAGCCAGUAUAGUACCACAAGCACAACUUGAAAAAGAACAUGGCGGAGGAAUGGGACUCCAGGACGUGCGGAAACAGCAGCAGGCCAUGUCAAAGAAGGAUAGAGAAGAAUAUACCUUCAGUUGGCAAGAAAAAGUAUUCAGCCAGAGAGAAGUUGAUUUGUACAGCAAAGAGGAGAACUGCACAGGGGUCCUAGAGAGAAAAUAUCACCAAGAUGUUCAACCACUGAAAGAGAAAGGCCGACCAACCAAGCGAUUAUUUUCAUACACUGCAAAUGACCCAUUCACAGACCAGAAGGAGCACGUUCAGCAUGCAACCACAUCAGUUAGUGAACAGCCAAAUAUUCUCUCACAGAGAGCUGCCAAUGUGAGGAGAAGAAGAGUUGUUGCAAAUAGGAAAAGGGAAAGUGAGAAUGCCAUAGUUCCUAAGAUAAAUAUUGUUGAUUUGGAGCCUACUGAGGAAUCUGUGAAACAGAAUCACUUUAUCAGCACCCCACAGCACACCAUGUAUAUCAUGGUGGACCUCUCUUCAGCAGAUGAUGAGGCCACAAUAGAAGAUGAGUAUGUAUUGUGUGUGAUUAAAGUGGACAUCAAUGGAGUGAUCAGCAUCAAGCCAGACUUCAGUAAAGGAAAGAAACCUUAUAGAAUAGAGACACAAAGCAUUGGAAGAGAGGUUUAUGAGUAUACUCUUGAGGAUGCCUCUGCCAAAAUGAGCAGACAGGAACAGGAUAGAGAGAGGAAGAUGUAUAAAGAGCUUUAUAACAGACAUGGGGAAUUUCUCACAGCAGUGGUUGGGCAUGAUUUUGAAAUGCCUCCACCAGAUGUUCUAAGGAUGUUAGUAUAUGGUGAAAUUGUGUCUGCAAAGAAUUUUGACUAUGACAAUCUUUAUAUUCACUAUUUUGUGGAACUACCAAGAAAUUGGAGAGUAGACAGAAAUCAGCAAUUAUCUGGAGUAACACAAACUUGUACUACCAAAGUGGAAGGAAGGGAUAAUGUGGCAUAUUACAGUUUCCCCUUCAACUUUGAAGUUUUUUACAAGAAUGAAACAGUUAUUGAAGAAAAUAAGGAUUUACUUCCCAAGUGGCCAGUUAUGUACAUAGAGGUGCUGUCUUUAGACUCUUGGCAGCGGUAUAGGACAGAGGGCUAUGGUUACCUGACACUACCAUGUAUUCCAGGUGUCAGUACAGAGGAAGUGACAUGCUGGAGGCCUACAGGAAACUCUGUGGUAUCAGAGUUGAGGCGCUUUUUCAUCGGAGGCUCACCGGAGUUGGAAGAUCUUUCAUACAUUUCUGUUCCUUCAACUUUUGAAGGCAGUCAUCUCAGCAAGUAUGGGUUUAAAACCGAGACCACAGGGAGUGUGACUGUUAGGUUGAAUAUUCUUCAUCAAUCUCAAGCCUUCCUAGAUAAAGCUCAUUCUAAAAAGAAAAUGGGAAAUUUAAUGGAUAGACUUGGUGCUACAUCGUCACAGUUGAGCAUUAUGAAUGUACUUGAUGCUUUUCAAAGAGCCAGACAAAGAAUGAUUUCAGCACGUGAAAAUCUGUUAAAAGAAUUCAAAGAUUUAAAUAUAAGUACCACAGCAAAUGAAAUAAAGGAAGAAGAGUGAAGGCAUGCUGAUAAUGCUGGAAUUAAUGAUCUCAUGUUAAGUUUUGAUACAGUGAAAUCUACUUGAACAUUUUAAAAUUAAUUUUUUUAAACUUUUAAUAGUAACAAGACCAAAAUAUGAAACUUGGUUGAUUAUUUUUACAUGCUGCUACUUGAGUUCCUAUUUUUGACAGUUAUCUUAAACAAUGCAACUUUGUUCAAGACACAAAGCAAUAUUCUUUUCAAUAUUCUAUUCAGAUUAUGAUUGUUUUUUCAAUUUAGGUUAGAAUUUUAAGUUGAUCUUUUAUUUAUAUUCAUUGGAAAAGAAAACAGUCUUUGUAUAAAAUCAUUCUAGUAGGCUUAUUCAAGGCAAAAGGUCAUUGUACAUAUUCAUAAGAUGAAAUUGUAUUAGUUAU